This is a messenger RNA of Mauremys mutica (yellowpond turtle), 506 nucleotides long. Its product is annotated as C-type lectin domain family 2 member D6-like. The record is from RefSeq and is a predicted model, not a curated record. The transcript is spliced from 5 exons. NCBI's taxonomy places the organism in Eukaryota, Metazoa, Chordata, Testudines, Geoemydidae. Bases 24 to 506 code for a protein of 160 amino acids.
UCCUAUUUCAGGCCUUAAAAUCUAUGAAGGAGGAGUGGGGACUGUUGCAUUUGGCACAUGGUGGAGACACAGCAGUCUCUGUGCUGAUUGUCCAGAAAAUGGCAGAAGAGAGUGCUGAAGAGGCAAGCGAUACCAGUGGAGGGGUGAAUGUCUCAUUUCUGCCGGAUCACGGACCAGUAGCAGAAAGGAGAAGAGAAGUCGAUUUCAGCCUAAAAUGCAUUAAAGAUAAAUGGAUCCCAAUUACCGUUACUGUCGUCAUCACAGCUUUGAUCAUCACCGUAAUUGCACUGGCGGCCAGGAAGCCUCCCCGCUGCCCACGCAGCCCACCCCACGUCACUGCUGCGUGCCCGGAUGGCUGGGUGGGAUACCAAGGGAAAUGCUACUACUUCUCAGAGACUGAAGAUCACUGGAACAACAGCCAGAGCCACUGCUCUUCCCUCAACGCCUCCCUGGCUUCCAUUGAUUCCGUGCCGGAGCUGGUAAGGAAGAGACACGAACCUUCAUAA